Saccharomycopsis crataegensis is the source of this 2985-nucleotide messenger RNA. RefSeq names its product Sgm1 protein. NCBI's taxonomy places the organism in Eukaryota, Fungi, Ascomycota, Saccharomycetes, Ascoideales, Saccharomycopsidaceae. The coding region runs from base 1 to 2985 and encodes 994 amino acids. The transcript has a single exon. Gene Ontology annotation, cellular component: Golgi apparatus; endoplasmic reticulum. The record is from RefSeq and is a predicted model, not a curated record.
AUGCUCAACGCUGUCAUUUUCUUUAUUGUUAUUUUUUUCUUCUCUCUAAGAUUAAUAGACUCAAAGGAACAAAAAAUCGAAAAUCUUCAUAGUCAAGAAAACGAAUCAAAGGAUCCAACCAUUGGGACCCCGCAAGAUCCCGUAGUUACCCAAUUACAGGAAAUAAUAAAUAGUGAAGAAGAAGAAAUUGAUAAAGAAUUUCUUGAUAUGGCGAGCGUGACCAAGGAUUCUGUAAUGGAGCCACAAUUGGAUCAAGAACUUCACGUCGAAGAACAACAAAUUGAACCCCAGGUGUCUGUUUCCACUAGUAAGGAACCAACGGACACUACUGAUAAUCAGGAUGCAAAAAUAGUUGAUCGUGAAUCGAUACCUGAUAAGACAUUAGAUAUUGAUGAGGCAUCCAAAAAAGAAGAGGUGCCACUAAAUAACAACGAGGGAACUGAAGAUUAUCUUGACUCAAAUAUACCAAACGAGAGCAAUACCGCCACUCUAAUUGCCUCUGAUUCCCCUGAUAUUUCUAAUGAUGUUUUACCAAAAUCAACUGCUGAUGUGAAUACAGACGGAAAUUCGAUAUCUGAUGAGCAAUCCCUACCAAAAUCCCCAUCUUUAUCUCCAUUGUCUUCAACACCUUCCACACCAGCUAGUUCUCAAACAAAGAAAAAAUUAACAAUGCAAGAAAGAUUGGCAAUUGCGGUUAAAGACAAGAAGAAAAAAUCUAAAAAGGGUAAAAAAUCAAAGAAGCUCGGUGUGCAAAAUGAAAUUGAGGCAGAAAUCGCUAAAGAGACAGAACCUGCUAAUCAUGACGCCGAACUUGAACUAAUUAAAAAACUUGAUGAUUCUGAAGCCCCAAACGAACAAGGUCAGACCGAAGAAUUGGUUGAAGGUGACAAAACAGUGGACUUGAAAGUUACGAAAAUAGAGGACAUGACAAAAGAGGAAUUACUUGAUCACUACCGUGCAACUACUGUCCAGUAUGAAGCUAAGAUAUCAAAUCUUGCAUCUCAACUUGAAAAUAAUAGAAGCGCGGAAAAAUCUGUUCAAUCAACAUCUCCAAUUGACGAACAACUUCGAAUUAAGGACGAACAGAUUGCAGGAUUAAUCGAGGAGGGUGAGAAAUUAUCAAUGAAAGAACUUAAAUACACAACAAUGAUUAAGAAUCUACGUUCCAAAGAUUCUCAGAGCCAAAGUGCAAUUGAAUCACUUGAAUCAAAAUUAUCAAAUUUAGAUCUGAAGCAUGCAGAAUUAAAAAAGGAAUUUUUUAGUUUAAAGGAAGUGUCCAAAGAAGAUAAAACCAAAUUGAAAGAUAUGAAACAUUUGGAAGCGAAUUACAAAGAUUUGCUGGACCGAUAUGAUAAAAUAUCUCAAGAAUUAACUGAACAUAAAUUCAAAAAUUAUGAAAAGAAGAUGAAUGAUUUGCAAGAAAAAUUGGCGGCAAAAAUUAAUACUGAGAAAGAAUUGAAUUUGAAAUUGGAACAAGAAAAAAUACAGGUAUCUUUAUUGAAAUCCACAAGUAAGAAAGAAGUCGAUGACUUGAAUUUGAAGAUUGAAGAUUUAGAGAAUUCAAAUAAAUCAAUGAAAGAAGAAUAUGAUUUAGAGAUUGCUCGACUUGAAACCAAAGUAGAAAAAUUGCGUUUUUCAAACGAGGACUCAAAAACUGACAGGUCAAACUCUACUGGCCCUGAUGGGGACUCCCAAAAUUCUGGCUCUAAUGGUAAUACGAAACAACUCAAGGCACAAUUGGCCGCACUUCAACAUCAAUAUCAAACCACUCUUGAUUCUCUUCAAACUCUCGAAUCAACUUAUUCGGCCAAAAUCACUACUUUGAGCCAGUCAUAUAAUACCCUUAAAAAAUCUGAAUCAGCACAAGCCAAAAGCUUGAAGAAGAUGGUUUCACAGUUGUCAGAAUUGAAAGAAGAACACGCAAGAGCUAUUGAAGCCUCAUCAACUCACGAGGUUGAAUUGGCGGAAAUGAGAAAAGAAGUAAGUUUGAAGCAAGAUGAGAUCAACACUUGGAGAGAAAAGUACGAAGAAUUGAAGCAAAAACACCAGGAAUCAACAAUGCAGUUGGAAAAGAAAUUGUUGAAGGUGGAAAUGGAGUUACAAAAAAUGAGAGUUAUCGCACCGGAUGACAACAAUUCUACAAUCAAUAUUCACAAUAAUGGAUCGUCUUCCUCUUUGCUCAUGGAUGAAGAUGGACAACUCGAUACAUUGCGUUCUGGUCAAAGCGCUUCUACACAGUACUUAACAACCCAUCUUAGUCGAUCUCUGGAAUUAUUGUCCCCGCUGCAAUUCUCAUUUUGGAACGGCAAUGCUUCAAACGGGAAUGCCAACUGGAGAUCUCCAGAAGUGAGAUCUCCUAGUAUGACUUUCAACCUUCCUGUUCUGAGGGGAAAUGAGAGCAAUAGUUUCAAUUAUGGUAACAUAAAUGGCAUUAGAAGAGAUCUGCUUCAUGGUGCUGCUAUGGCUGGAGAUGGCACUAACAGUACGAUUAAUGGGGUUGAUCGGGAUUCGAUCUCGCUAAAUUUUGAAACCUCUUCGAAAUUUGAUUCAGUGUCCCAACAAGCGUCGCCAUUUCUUACUUCUCCUAAUCCUGCCGGCGGGCUUGUUCCAGGAUCUGGAGGAGGGCAAGGUCCAACCGGAGCCACCAUUCAAUUGAUUGGUAAGCUUAGCUCCAAACUCUCUAGAAUAGAAACAGAAUUGUCUACUACAAAAGAGGAAUUGAAAAAAUCGUACCGAGAAAAAAACGAAUUGAGUAGUGAAAUGGUGCAAAUGAUGGAUCAAAUAGCAGAAGUUGAGACGAUUCAAGAAAGGAACCGUGAUUUGGAACAAAAGGUCAACGAGCUAGAAAAAAGAGAAAAAGUCAGCUUGGAAGUAUUAGGAGAAAAGAGUGAGAUUGUGGAAGAAUUACGAUGCGAUGUGGCAGAUUUGAAGGACCUAUUAAGACAACAGGUGGAGCAAAUGAUUGAGAUGCAGCAGCAAAAGUAG